CAGACAGAGACACCAAUGGAGACGCACAUCAGACAACAACUUGUCAUUGAAGUUAGAAUCAUACAGCAGAUAUUACAAUUAGGAGUCUGUUAGAAAGGUAUUCAUACAGUAGAAGUAAGUUAAUACUAUAAGUAAAAGUAAAAAUCAUAUAUAUUACAAUAAAAGGUCAGACAGUCUGAAUUAGUUGAUGAAUUGAUUGAUUGGGGUCAUCAUUGAUUUUCGGUACGGUUAGUUAAGAUGGCCGACUACGUCAACAAACAGGUGAUUGAAUUAAAAGAAGUUAAUGAAGAAAACCGGAACAGAGCAACGAGGAGCGUGAAGACUGAGACCCAUCUCUCAGAUAGAAGACUAAUGCUCUACAGGCUGGCUGCUGGGUGUUUAGGAGUGCUGUGUGUUCUACAAGUCACUCUCAACAUCUCCCUGAGACUGGCUUUCUAUAACAGAGGCAAUGUGACUGAAGAGAGAGACCAGCUACAAACCAGUUACAACACACUGACUGAAGAGAGAGACCAGCUACAGACCAGUUACAACAUACUGACUGAAGAGAGAGACCAGCAACAGACCAGUUACAACACCCUGACUAAAGAGAGAGACCAGCUAAAACUCAUUUACAACAUUCUGACUAAAAAGGGAGAACAGCUACAGACCACUUACAACACCCUGACUAUAGAGAGAGACCAGCUACAGAAGGAAAGAGAUGAUCUCAUGAGAAAGUUUUCUAUUCUGAAACAAACCUGUCCUGAAGGCUGGCAGAAGUUUGAAUCCAGUUGGUACUUCCUGUCUACAGUGAAAAAACCCUGGAGGGAGAGUAGACAGGACUGUCUGAAGAGAGGAGCAGACCUGGUGAUCGUAAACAGUGAUAAGGAACAGGAGUUUCUCUUCAGCUUCAAUAAGAGAGCCUGGAUUGGUCUGACUGACUCUGUUACUGAGGGGGCCUGGAAAUGGGUGGACGGCACCCCACUGACCACCCCAAGUUACUGGUACUUACAGCAGCCUGAUAAUGGUGGUGACAACCCAGCAAAUCGUAAGGAGGACUGUGUUGAGCUGAACACGGAAACAUGGCGUCCUGUAAAGGCAUGGAAUGACCUGUCAUGUUUACUCAAUCGUUACUGGAUUUGUGAGAAAAGGGUUUAAAAUCACCAUGACAACAGAGGAGGCUGGUGGGAGGACGCGCACACACACAGCACCUUACAGUGCACACAACUUCAUUUCUCUCUCUAAGACACACCAACACACUGCUGGUACUGCACUGAGGGGCUAAACAACCUGAUAAUGGUGGAGUACCAAGAUAUAACUAGGACUGUGCUGAUGGUAAUAUUGGGUAUUCUGAACCUGUAUAUAAAUAUUAUGACAUAGCAUUUACCUCUCAACAUAACUGGAUUUGUGAAGAGUUAUACAGUAGCUCAUUAUAUAAUAGUGCUACAGUGCUAAUGCAUCUCUCUCUAGUUAAACAGUGUGUAGACAUACUGUCAUCUGUACAAUGCUUGUAUUCAUUGUUUAAAUAGAAACAUAUUAUGUGAUUUGCCAUAAUGUGAUUUUUUUCAUAAUCAAUUAUUAACAUGAAUGACUUUAGUAAGAAGAUGAACUCAGGCUCAGAUUAAGUAAGAAAGGAAACUAUCAGGUUUACCAGCUUCCUGAUUGAAUGUGAUUGGAUUGUUAAAACAAUGUGACUUGCAGUUGGACACAGACAGAAGGCAGAACAGUGCUGAGAGGAUACCUGCUGCACGCAGGCAAACACAAACACACACACAGACACACACAGAGACACAAACACAGACAGACACACAGACAAACACAUAGACACACGUGUGAAGUUCCCCAUUUCUGAUAAAGAUGCAGACAGAAAACCCACACACACCUCUGAAUAACCCGUCACACUAACGUCACACACAGACAGCAUAGAUAGAAGAAAAGUGUCCCUAUUGGUGGCAUAGAGAGAGAUAGAGUCAUAAUGUAAACUCCAUUUGAAGGCUGGAGAAGCCACAAACAGAACAGUCAAAGUGAUAGGAUGAAAGGCUGCACUCUUCACUACUUGUUUUCAUGCAGCUAUCAUGUUAUAUCACUAUGUUUAGAAUAUCCUGUCAUGUAUAACUUCCUGAUUGAAGGUGAUUGGAUACUUUAAAAACUGUAGUCGACAACAGACAGAGAUCCGAGAGGUAACUGGUUGAGAUGCACAUCAGAGCAACUACUCAACUACUAGUCACUGAAGUUAGAAUCAUACAGUAGAUAUUACCAUUAGUGGUCAGAUAGAAAGGUUAUCAUACAGUAGAUAUUACAGUUAGGAGUCAGUUA
Molecule: messenger RNA, 2292 nt
Organism: Oncorhynchus masou masou (cherry salmon)
Lineage: Eukaryota; Metazoa; Chordata; Actinopteri; Salmoniformes; Salmonidae
Product: CD209 antigen-like protein C
Exons: 6
Coding region: 238-1134 (298 amino acids)
Source: RefSeq, a predicted model, not a curated record